This is a messenger RNA of Plenodomus lingam JN3, 2166 nucleotides long. Lineage: Eukaryota; Fungi; Ascomycota; Dothideomycetes; Pleosporales; Leptosphaeriaceae. The record is from RefSeq and is a predicted model, not a curated record.
AUGACCGUGCGGGCUAUCGCUCUCCACUACAAGACCCUCCCUGUUAGAUUGACUGUGCAUAAUCCAAUCUACCGCAUACCAAGUUAUGGUAUGCAAUCGCAGCGCAAGCAUUUGAUAGUCCUUGGAGCUUGGCCAUCACAGGUCUUAGAUAAGACUAUGAGACAGGCCUACCAGCAUUCGACUUUCGCUCCUAAGGCCGCCGUAUUGGACCCAUAUACUGGGCAGAUCCUUGGAAAUGUAAUCAUACCCAACAUACGGAAUUUAUCUGCCGCCACCCUGGCUCCAUCAGAUCCACUCGAACGACAGCCGCUCCUGCAACAAGCCUCUUCACGACCAGGUAUUUCAAGAUUAUCACUCGCUUCUGAGGACAGACGUCAUUGGAGCGGGGGUCUUGAAUCCUACGAGGCGACUGCCUCAAGCAGCCGAGAGCACAGCUUCUUAAAGCCUGUUGUAACUUCUACCAUAUUUCAUUCAAGUGAUGAAGGAUCCUACUUUCCCGCUGCAAUCAUGGAGAAGCUUAAAAGUUCCAAAGUCGCUUAUUGGUCGAACAAGUUUGCUGUAGAGAGCGAGCCUGGCCUUACUACUGCACAGCUCAUGCUGUUCAACGAUGAUCUUAAACCUGUUAUUCCAGAACUACGCAAAUGGUCCGCUAGAAAUUUCGUUUUCUUCUGGAUUGCUGAUUCCUUUAACAUCAACACAUGGAUGAUAUCCUCUGCCAACAUCGUUGAUGGCCUAUCCUGGUGGCAGUCUUGGAUAUGUGUCUGGUUUGGCUACAGUAUUGCGGAAAUGUUUCUCGUCAACAGAGCUUCAUUCGGGAUCUGGGGAGCGCUGUGGCCUGUCUUUAAUCGCGCGACGAUGGCAUGCAUUUGGUAUGGUGUGCAAGCCUGGAUUGGAGGGCAAUGUGUUUACCUGAUGAUUCGUGCGAUAUGGAAUAGCUGGCGUGAUACCGCAACCACAGGCCCAGGUGGUAUCUCAAACGGAAUUCCAAACUCAGGGACUAACACUGUACUCUUCGUAUUCUUCUUCCUUUUCUGGCUGGGCUCUCUACCAUUUAUCUAUCCCCCGGUUUACAAAAUCCGGCAUCUCUUCACUGUCAAGGCUGCUGUGGUCCCCGCGGCCGGUGUCGCUUUUUUCAUAUGGGCUGUUGUCAGGGCUAAGGGCCUGGGUCCUAUCAUUCACCAACCAGGAUCCAAGUCCGGCUCAGAGCUCGGUUGGCUCAUGAUUCGCGGUAUAAUGAGCGCCAUCGCCAACUUUGCAACUCUAAUUGUAAAUGACCCCGAUUUUGCACGUUUCGCUACGAAGCCAUCAGACGCAUUCCUCCCGCAACUUAUAAGUAUCCCGGUUGGUUUUGUGGUCACCUCCUUCAUUGGCAUUAUCGUAUCUUCAUCGUCCACAGUAAUCUUUGGCCAGGCGAUCUGGAACCCUCUAGACCUGCUCGAGGCCUUCCUCAACGAAGGUGGUUCUGCACAACGAUUUGGCGUUUUCUGCAUUGCUGCAGCCUUCACUCUGGCGCAGCUUGGUACGAACAUUGCCGCCAAUUCUGUUUCUGCUGGCACCGAUCUCACAGCUUUGGUUCCCCGCUGGAUCAGUAUUAGACGAGGAGGAUACAUCUGCGCCCUCAUCGGUCUGGUCAUGUGUCCUUGGAACCUGCUCUCAUCUACCAAUAACUUCACCACUUACCUGUCUGCCUACUCAGUCUUCCUUUCUUCCAUUGCAGGCGUCAUGAUCUGCGACUACUAUUGGGUCCGAAAAGGGUAUUUACAGAUCAAAGAUCUCUACUCUGGUAAAAGGACAGAUCCCUACUAUUACACUUUUGGUUUUCACUGGCGCGGCUAUGCCGCCUACAUUGCCGGCAUCCUGAUCAACGUAGUUGGAUUUGCAGGAGCAAUUGGUCGCGAGGUCCCAGUUGGCGCGAGGCGCAUCUAUGACCUAAACUUCUUCGCUGGCUUCAUCGUCUCUGCCGUCGUGUACAAGAUACUUUGCAUCAUCUCACCGAUUCCGGCAACGAGUGAUAAGUGGUUGGAGGUUGGCAGUGAGAUAAAGGAUGUCUCUGUCGCGUACCAAAUCAACGAGUAUGAUCGAUAUGAUGAGGAGAUGAUGCAAGGUGGUAAUGGGAAGUUGUCGCAAGAUGCGGAUGGCAAGCCAAUUCCUGCGAAGAAAAUUUAG